This is a messenger RNA of Anisakis simplex (herring worm), 372 nucleotides long. Lineage: Eukaryota; Metazoa; Nematoda; Chromadorea; Rhabditida; Anisakidae. The record is from the annotation of a GenBank genome assembly.
AUGAAGACUGUUUUUUUUUUCAGAUCACCCGAACUGAUCACCAAACCACCGUUAUUGCUAAAAUCUCAAGCAGAUGUCACAGAUAACGUCUCGCUCAAACGUCAUGCUGAAGAGCAAGAUCGAAUAAUAGCACACGUAACGAAAUCGCCAGUGUAUCGCUCUAAAUUCAUCGGUUCAAUUGUGGACGUUCCAGUUGCGUUACUGUUACGUCAUGGACCAUUGGAUGUGGAAGUUUGUGAAGCCGUACCAAAAAUUCGAUUGCUCGGCUAUCCAGUAUCGUUGUCAUUUAUCGUCGACACAACAAAAGUGAAUCCUGCUGAUUUGUGUUUCGAUGGACUCGGUAUGUUGUUUUCGUAUUCUUUUCUUCGAUAA